Molecule: messenger RNA, 1002 nt
Organism: Helobdella robusta
Lineage: Eukaryota; Metazoa; Annelida; Clitellata; Rhynchobdellida; Glossiphoniidae
Exons: 7
Coding region: 1-1002 (333 amino acids)
Source: RefSeq, a predicted model, not a curated record
AUGUCAGGCCUGUAUUGUUACGGUCUGAGUGCUUUGACUUGGGACAGAUUUGGUAAGCUUGAACAUUCUAUUGAAGAUCAUAGUCAUCGAUUCUGCUCAUUUGAAGAUGUUACACCAGCGGAAAUCAAAAACAUCAUUAAAUCAUCAUGCAAUAAGACUUCUCCACUGGAUCCAUUCCCUUACCAGCUUAUCGGAUCAAUCAUUCAACUGAAACGGCUUUACUUCAUAUCCCUGAUAAUGUAUUUAAUUCAUGCAACAAUAAAGAAACCACAAUUCUUGCUGGACUGGACCUUGGAAUUUGGUGUCAAGGGUUCCGUCCUUUCCUGGCUAUCUUUAUACUUAACUGGUCGCAGUCAAUUUGUCAAAAUAUCCACACACUCAUCUCCGAUAGUCUAUCUGUUUCAUGCUGUCCCUCAGGGGUCUGUACUUGGACCACACUUAUUUAGAGCUAAAAAGGAAGAGAGGAACUUUUGUGGUAAUAAUACUAAAGCUAUUGAAUGCGAAAAAUUUGCUAAAGAAUAUUUCCAAAGAGCAGAAAAAUCCGAAACGGUUCAAAAUAAGACUGAAAUUGAUCCAAACAGUGUUUCAGUUCUAUCACUUCCAUUUAUUACUCAUGUUACAUCUGAUAUACAUACUUAUCCAACAGCAGCAUUGUUGAAUAAAAAUGCAGAAGAAGACAAUGUAUUCACAGAGAGAGUUAAUAAAUCAACAAAAUCUCAGUAUGUUGUAAACGUUUUAGUGAGUCAGAAUACCUCGUUUAACGUUCAAAUUGGGGACCAGAUGCAAGUUAUUAGUGGACCAGCAACAGUGAGGAUGGUGUCAAACACACCGCCCGAACCAAUUCAAACUCCUAAUGAGCAGGAUCAAGUUGUUCAACAAAUUGUUGAUGACACUGUCAACUAUAUGCUGAUGAUUCUUAUAUUUUUACUUCUUUUCCUCCAUCGAAUCUCAAUAGUUUUCUUCAUGAUCUCUAUGUCUUUCUUUAAUUAUCGCUUGGUCUGA